Molecule: messenger RNA, 1869 nt
Organism: Saxophila tyrrhenica
Lineage: Eukaryota; Fungi; Ascomycota; Dothideomycetes; Mycosphaerellales; Extremaceae
Exons: 2
Coding region: 1-1869 (622 amino acids)
Source: RefSeq, a predicted model, not a curated record
AUGGUGUCGUUCUCGCUGUCUUUCCUGCUUCUCCUGUCAGCAUGCGUUCCGUCUGUACUUUCGCUGGAACAGCACGAGCCGCUUGAGCAGCGCAAACCGAAGGGAGACCCGAAUGAUCCUGGGCUGGCCCGCUAUGUCUCGAGACCCGACCUCGCUGCACCGAUAUGGGACGUCAAGGUCUACCACGAAGACCAGGUCGCGCCAGGCUACUGGUUCGUAGCUCCAUACAAAGCCAUAAACCAAGUCGACACCGAGAGAUCGUGGGUCGGUCCUCACAUGUACGACGGCAAGACGGGGGAGCUGGUAUGGAGCGGGUCGACUUCGUACUUCUUCACACAAGGCAACGUCGAGGACUUUCGGCUGAGCAAUGUACGAGGGAAGACGAUGUUGACACUCAUGUCGGCGGGGAAGGGCCUGGCUGUAAUACUUGGGACGGACUACCAGAUGUCAGAGACGAAACAUGUGGAUGCGCCGAGGAAUGUGAAUACGCAUGAGUUGAACUUUGUAGAGAACGGGACGCGUGCCUUGGUGAUCAAGAGCCAUCCGAUGGAGGCAUCGAAGGAGAUAUCGAAGAAGGUGGGGUACAAUGGCCAUUGUAAAGCUGCCUUCGACGGGUUUGAGGAGUACAAUACGGACACAUGGGAGACCACCUUCGACUGGCGGUCGUACGGCAAAGUUGGCUUGGAAGAGAGUACACUUGACGAUGGGAGCAUCAGCAACAAGUGCCAGCAUAAUUGGGACUUCAUCCACUCAAACUCCGUCGACAAGACGCCCGAGGGUGACUACUACUGGUCGUCUCGCCACUGCGACACCAUCUUCAAAAUCUCUGGCAAAGAUGGUCACAUCAUCUGGAGACUGGGAGGCAAGAACUCGGAUUUCAAGCACAUUGGAGAAGACAUGGUGUUCUCCCGCCAGCACAACAUCAGAUGGCGAUCCCAGAACGAUACGCAUACCAUUGUGUCCAUCUUAGACAACGCCAAAGGUAUCGAUGUGCAGAAGCCGACAUGGGAGAAUUCUCGAGGCAUGCUCAUCGCUCUGGACGAGAAGAACAUGAUCGCGAGCGUGAUACAGGUAUACGACCACCCAGACGGAAAAGGUGGUUAUGCCCCUCGACGAGGCAACUACCAAGUCCUCGAAAAUGGCAACAUCUUCAUGGGCUGGUCUGAGAAGGCGCAGCAAAGCGAGCACACCUCUGACGGCAAGCUCGUCAUGGAAGCCAGCUUCAAGGCCGAAUGGCUAGGCUCUUACCGCAACUACAAGUUCUCCUACGUCGGCCACCCCAUCGAGCCGCCCGUCGCUCACUCCCAAGCCUACGGGACCCCGAACAACUCCACGACAACCGCUGUGCACGUGAGCUGGAACGGCGCGACCGAAGUUGCUCAGUGGAACUUAUACCGCACCGUCGCUAACGGCCAGGUCGAGAUCCUCGUCUCUACCGUCGAGAGGCUAGGCUUCGAAACCGUGCUCGCAUAUGGCGGGUACGCGAGCUACAUCAUUGCCGAGGCGCUGAACCAGAACGGCACCGUCAUCGGUCGUUCCAGCGUCACGAAGACAUACGCCCAUCCGAACGUGACGGCCGAUGCUGUGGCGGAGGAGGAUAAUUGGCUGAAGGACCUUGAAGACGACAUGCUGUGGCAUGCUCGUGGGCUGCUUAGCAAUCCGAUCUUUUCGUUUCUGAUUGGGUGUCUCUGUACUGGGGUGUUGAUCUUUAUGUGGUGGCAGGCGAAGCAGAGGAACAUGUUCCGGAAGUACUUUGGCAGUUUCCAGGAGCAGAAGUACUCUCGGGUGCCAGGCGCCGGCGGCGAGCGAGAGGAGGACGUUCCCUUGCAUUCGUGGCGUAAGGAGGGAGGGCCGGAGGAUCGAGAGUGA